This is a messenger RNA of Cylicocyclus nassatus, 1925 nucleotides long. Lineage: Eukaryota; Metazoa; Nematoda; Chromadorea; Rhabditida; Strongylidae. The record is from the annotation of a GenBank genome assembly.
UGGUAGGCAGCGAUGGCAAAUCAUGCGUGUAUAAAGUUGAAGAUUGGGUCAUCUAUUCUUCGCUUAGGGCAACUUGAUAGGACUUAGCCGCCAGAAUGUGCGGAAUCAUAGGAUUGGUGCAAGCUGAAGGAGUCGAAGACGACGGCAUUAUUCCUAUCCUUGCCGCAGAUGGACUGAUAGCAUUACAGCACAGAGGAACGGAAUCUGCAGGCCUAGUGGGCUCUGAUGGUAGCGAUCGGCAACAUUUAGAGAUUGUCAAAGGCCAUGGUUUAGUUCGCGAUGUUUUCGUGGACGAAAACCUGCGCAAGUUAAACGGGUCUAGAGUGAUUAUUGGACAUAAUCGUUAUUCGACAGCAGGAAAGAAACGACCAGCAAUUAAUUGUGUUCAACCCUUUGUGGUUUAUACUGCAAUCGGGACAAUUGCGAUUGCUCACAAUGGCGAACUUGUGGAUGCAAAAAGGAAAAGAGAACGGGUCCUGCAUCAGGGCGUGGGACUCUCUACUGACACUGAUUCGGAACUGAUUGCUCAGAUGGUGGCCAAAGCUAUUGCACUGAACUACAAAUGUCGAAACGACGAGAAUUGGGGCGAUAUCUCCAAGGAGCUUGCUGUAACGAUGUCAGCAAUCAACAUGUCGUACUCGCUGUUAGUGAUGACAUACGAUCGACUGUAUGCCAUUAGAGAUCCAUUUGGGAAUAGACCUCUAUGCGUUGGCACUAUUCACCAUACAUCGCAGCAGCAGUCAUCUCCCAUAGCGUAUUGCGCAGCAUCAGAGUCAUGCGCACUUCCUGCCACGGCAAGCCUCACUUUCGAGAUCAAAGCUGGUGAAAUAGUCGAGAUAUCACGCAAAGGAAUACGUCCAGUUUUUCAGAUGAAGCCACAAGUCCCUCAGGCUAUGUGUAUCUUUGAAUACGUCUACUUUGCCAGAAACGACUCAAUCUUAGAAGGACAGCAGGUUCAAAGUGUCAGAGAACAGUGCGGCAGGAUCUUGGCCACCGAGAAACCCAUAAAUGCAGAUUUUGUGUCUAAUGUUCCCGACUCAUCAACAGCAGCUGCAGUCGGUUACGCAUCUCAGUCGGGAAUUCCCUAUGAACCAUGCUUUCAUCGAAAUAGCUAUGUUGGACGGUCAUUCAUACAACCAUGCCAUGCUAUGCGACAGUCUGCAAUUCACAAAAAAUUUGGUGUACUGAAGAAAAAUGUGGAAGGCAGAAGAAUUGUACUAGUUGACGAUUCGAUAGUUCGAGGAAACACUAUGCAAGUGCUGGUGCAAAUGUUGUUGAACGCUGGUGCAAUAGAGGUUCAUCUGCGGAUCGCAUCACCUCCAGUGAAAUUCCCGUGUUUUAUGGGCAUCAAUAUACCCACCGCAGAUGAAUUAUUAGCGAGUAACAAAGACUUAGAUGAAAUUACCGAAUAUUUUGGAGCUACAUCCGUGGGUUAUCUAUCUGUGGAAGGAUUGCGGCAGGCCGUGGAAUCUGGGAUUGAAAAAUCAGAGAUCUUCGAUGUUGGUCAUUGCACAGCUUGUCUUACCGGAGAAUACCCAAUGGCAAUAGAAAUCUAGAAUUCAUGCAAACAGAUGAAUUAAUCAUUUCAUGCAUCGCUUUUGCGAAGGUGUUUGGUUGGAGAUUGAAUCCCUUCAGAGGAUUUUGAACUGUAAAGUUAUCUAUGUAUCAUAUUCUAAUUUAUUUGUUGAACAAAUGUUUGUAAAGCUGCUUAGUGGGAAAAAACCAUCUUGUGGAGUCUACUAUUUGAGUGAGCAAAAAUUGUUAAGGUUGCUUAGUGGGAAAAAAUCAUCAGACUGAGUUUUUAUUUAAAGCUAGUUGUUAAAAAUAAAGGAUAAAAGAUUUAGCGUCUUUAAUGCCCUCUGCGAUCAUGAGGUGAACGCACUCUACUUCAUGAUCGAAAAGACAUUCAAUUACGACGUCAGGCC